Molecule: messenger RNA, 12005 nt
Organism: Dioscorea cayenensis subsp. rotundata (Guinea yam)
Lineage: Eukaryota; Viridiplantae; Streptophyta; Magnoliopsida; Dioscoreales; Dioscoreaceae
Product: transformation/transcription domain-associated protein-like
Exons: 35
Coding region: 192-11849 (3885 amino acids)
Biological process (GO): DNA repair; regulation of DNA-templated transcription
Cellular component (GO): SAGA complex; NuA4 histone acetyltransferase complex; nucleus
Molecular function (GO): protein binding; transcription coregulator activity
Source: RefSeq, a predicted model, not a curated record
CCAAGGGUCAUUCUGAAAGUUUCCAGAGGUUCGCGUUGGCGAACAUCACCCCAACAACGCUCCGGGGAACUUCCGAACCCCGUAUUCUCUUCCACUUCCCUCCACGAAAAGCGAAACAUCGAAACCCUAGAAGCCUCAAGAACCAAAACCCUAAUCCCAAUCGAGGCCAUUGGAAACCCUAAUCCUCUUCCAUGGCUCCCAUCACCAACUACGAGAUCCAUGCCCAGCGCCUUGUCGAACCUGAGCUCUCGGUGCAGGCGCGGCUGCAAAUGGUGAUGGAGGUCCGGGAUAGCUUGGAGAUCGCGCACACGUCUGAGUACCUGAACUUCCUCAAGUGCUACUUCCGGGCGUUCACCGCCGUGCUGACCCAGCUCACGAAGCCGCAGCUAUGCGAGAACCACGAGCACAAGCUUCGCAACGUGGUGGUCGAGAUCCUGAACCGGCUGCCCCAUAGCGAGGUCCUGCGCCCCUUCGUCCAAGAUCUCCUCAAGCUUUCCCUCCAGGUCCUCACCCAAGAUAAUGAGGACAACGCUCUCAUCUCCAUUCGCAUCAUCUUUGAUCUCCUUCGCAACUUCCGCCCGACUGUUGAAUCCGAGGUCCAGCCCUUUCUUGACUUCGUCUGCUCCAUUUACCAUAACUUCCCGGCCACUGUCUCCCACUUCUUCUCCUCUCCUACCCCUCCCCGCCCCCCCAACCCACCCAACCCCAACUCUGGUGGUAUGGAAGACGCUCUUGACCCCGGUGGACCAACAACGCACUCCGGAUCAGGACAGCUCAACCGGAGUGAUCGAUCGUUCAAGAUUGUGACGGAGAGCCCUCUUGUUGUCAUGUUUCUCUUCCAGCUCUACCACAAGCUCGUCCAGACCAACAUCCCUUACCUUCUUCCUCUCAUGGUGACAGCCAUUUCUAUUCCUGGUCCUGACAAGGUGCCCCCGCAUCUAAAGACUCAGUACAUGGAACUCAAGGGCGCUCAGGUCAAGACUCUCUCUUUCUUGACCUACUUGCUCAAGAGUUGCACUGACUAUAUCAGGCCACACGAGGAGAACAUUUGUAAGAGCAUUGUGAACUUGCUUGUGACUUGCCCUGAUGCCGUUUCCAUCCGAAAGGAAUUACUGAUUGCCUUAAAGCAUGUUCUCAGCACUGAUUUCAAGCAAGGGCUUUUCCCUCUGAUUGACACAUUGUUGGAUGAGAGGGUUUUGAUUGGUACAGGCCGUGUUUGUAUUGAGACACUUAGACCAUUGGCUUAUAGCCUUCUUGCAGAGAUUGUGCAUUAUGUUCGUGGGGAGCUUUCAUUGUCUCAGUUAUCGCGCAUUAUUUAUUUGUUUUCGAGGAACAUGCAUGAUUCAUCUUUGACGCUUGUCAUACAUACAACCUGUGCUCGUCUGAUGCUCAAUCUGGUGGAGCCUAUAUAUGAGAAAGGUACAGACCAACCGAGUAUGGAUGAAGCCCGAGUUUUACUGGGACGCAUCCUGGAUACUUUCGUGGGAAAGUUUGGCACAUUUAAACGAAUCAUCCCGCAGUUAUUGGAGGAAGGCGAGGAAGGAAAAGAGCGGCCACUUUUGAGAUUGAAACUUGAGGUUCCAAUUCAGGCUGCUCUUAAUCUACAACCCCCUUUGGAGUACUCUAAGGAAGUCAAUGAUUACAAAAAUUUAAUCAAGACUUUAGUAAUGGGAAUGAAAACCAUUAUUUGGAGCAUCACCAAUGCACAUGUUCCGCGUUCUCAGGUCUCACCAUCUGCCCAUGGGGCCCAUCAGCAAAUGCAAGUCUCUCCAUCAUCUAAUUCAGCAAUGCCACAAGUUUUCAAAGGAAUGAGAGAAGAUGAAGUUCGAAAAGCGUCCGGUGUUUUGAAGAGUGGUGUCCAUUGUUUAGCUCUCUUCAAAGAGAAGGAUGAGGAGAGGGAAAUGUUGCAAUAUUUUUCACUUAUCUUAGCCAUCAUGGAAGCUCGGGAUCUUAUGGACAUGUUCUCUUUGUGUAUGCCAGAACUGUUCGAAUGCAUGAUCACAAACACACAGUUACUUCAUAUAUUUUCUGCCCUACUGCAAAAUCAAAAGGUACUUCGGCCCUUCACGGAUGUUUUGGUUAAUUAUCUUGUGAGCAACAAACUGGACACACUGAAGCAGCCAGACACCGCUGCUGCAAAACUUGUCUUACAGCUUUUCCGAUUUGUCUUUGUUGCUGUUGCUAAGGCUCCUUCUGAAUGCGAAAGAGUAUUGCAGCCUCAUGUACAUGUUAUCAUGGAUGUUUGCAUGAAAAGUGCUACUGAAGUUGACAAGCCUCUUGGUUACAUGCAUCUCCUUCGCAAUAUGUUUCGUUCACUAAAUGGUGCAAAAUUUGAUAACUUAUUGCGGGAUCUAAUACCAUCCUUGCAACCAUGUCUUAAUUUGUUGCUAGCUAUGAUUGAGGGUCCUACCAGUGAAGAUAUGAAGGACCUUUUGAUAGAGCUUUGCCUCACUUUACCUGCACGGCUGAGUUCUUUGCUUCCUCACCUUCCUCGGCUUAUGAAGCCUCUUGUGCUUGCUUUGAAGGGAAGUGAUGAUCUUGUGAGUUUAGGGCUUCGAACACUUGAAUUUUGGAUUGACAGUCUGAAUCCUGAUUUUCUAGAGCCUAGUAUGGCAAAUGUCAUGUCUGAGGUUAUACUUGCUUUAUGGUCUCAUUUGAGGCCCCCACCAUACCCAUGGGGUACUAAAGCAUUGCAACUACUUGGUAAAUUGGGAGGUCGUAAUAGACGAUUUCUUAAGGAUCCUCUCACUCUUGAAUGUAAGGAGAAUCCUGAGCAUGGGCUUCGUUUAAUUCUUACUUUCGAGCCAGCGACACCAUUUCUAGUACCUAUGGAUCGAUGCAUACAUCUUGCCGUCGCUUCAGUUAUGCAAACCAAUGUUGGCAUGGAUGAUUUUUAUAGGAAACAGGCUCUUAAAUUUCUUCGUAUCUGUUUAAUGUCUGUUUUGAAUUUUCGAGGUAAUGUUGAUGAGAAUGGAAUGUCUCCUGAUCUUCUUGGAACUCUGUUAGUCUCGACUGUGGAUCCUUCACUUCGUUGUAUAGAAACUUCAGAUAUGAAGGUUGAUUUGGGUGUAAAGACAAAAACUCAACUUAUGGCUGAAAAAUCUAUCUUUAAGACUCUGCUGGCAACCAUUAUUGCUACUAGUAUGGAUCCAGAGCUCCAAGAACCAAAGGAUGAAUUUGUGGUUGAUGUCUGUCGCCAUUUUGCCAUGCUUUUCCAUGUUGAUUAUUUAUCUUGUACUUCUUCCAUUGGAAUGGGACAACAUUCUGUCUCCAUGUAUUCGUCAAGUGGAAGUAUGAGUUCCAGAUCUAGAAGUAAUACUUCUAAUUUAAAAGAAUUGGAUCCAUUGAUAUUUUUGGAUGCUUUGGUGGAUGUGCUUGCUGAUGAAAACAGGCAUCAUGCAAAGGCUGCUCUUAUGGCUCUGAAUUCCUUUUCUGAAGCACUGCUUCUCCUUGCACAAACAAAGCAGACAGGUGUAAUAGCAUCUAGAAGUGGCUCCGGUACUCCAAUGGUGGUGUCUAGCCCUUCCCUCAAUCCUGUAUAUUCACCACCACCAGGAAUUCGAAUCCCUGUGUUUGAGCAGCUUUUGCCUCGCCUAUUACAUUGUUGUUAUGGAAGUACGUGGCAAGCUCAAAUGGGUGGUGUCAUGGGGCUUGGUGCACUAGUUGGUAAAAUCUCUGUGGAAACAUUGUGUAUCUUCCAAGUGAGAAUAGUACGCGGUCUGAUUUUUGUCUUGAAAAGGUUGCCAAUGCAUGCUCAUAAAGAACAGGAAGAGACAAGCCAGGUUCUCACACAGGUUCUUCGUGUUGUAAAUAAUAUUGAUGAAGCAAACAAUGAGCCUCGUAGGCAAAGUUUUCAAGGGGUUGUUGAGUUUCUUGCUACAGAGCUGUUUAAUUCAAAUGCGUCUAUUAUAGUAAGAAAGAAUGUGCAGUCAUGCUUGGCACUUUUGGCCAGUAGGACUGGCAGUGAAGUUUCUGAGUUGCUUGAGUCUCAUCUCCAGUUGCUUCAACCUCUUAUAGUGCGGCCAUUACGGUUGAAAAAUGUAGAACAACAGGUGGGAACAGUGUCUGCCUUGAACUUCUGCCUUGCAUUGAGACCUCCACUUCUAAAGUUGACUACAGAGCUCGUCAAUUUCUUGCAAGAUGCUCUGCAGAUUGCUGAGGCUGAUGAAACUGUCUGGGUUUCGAAGUUAAUGAACAACAAAGUGGUUACGACAUUAAACAAACUUCGGACAGCUUGCAUUGAGUUGCUUUGUACCGCAAUGGCUUGGGCUGAUCUUAAAACACCCAAUCACACAGAAUUACGUGCAAAAAUCAUAUCUAUGUUUUUCAAGUCUUUGACAUGUCGCACUCCGGAGAUUGUUGCUGUUGCAAAGGAAGGGCUUCGGCAGGUUAUUCAGCAACAAAGGAUGCCAAAGGAUCUUCUUCAAAGCAGCCUGAGGCCGAUCUUAGUUAACUUAGCACAUACAAAAAGUCUUAACAUGCCAUUGUUACAAGGGUUGGCCCGUCUUCUUGAACUUUUGUCUAACUGGUUUAAUGUCACGCUGGGUAUGAAAUUGUUAGACCACUUGAAGAAAUGGCUGGAACCUGAGAAACUUGCGCAAUGCCAGAAAUCCUGGAAGAAUGGGGAUGAACCAAAGGUUGCCGCAGCCAUGAUUGAGCUUUUCCAUCUACUGCCGCCAGCAGCUGGGAAAUUCUUGGAUGAUCUGGUGACUAUAAUAAUUGACCUGGAAGGAGCACUCCCUCAAGGACAAUUUUAUAGUGAAAUUAACAGCCCCUAUCGUCUACCACUAACAAAAUUUUUAAACCGAUAUGCUACAGAUUCUGUAGAUUACUUUCUUGCUCGGUUAAAUCAUUCAAAAUAUUUUAGAAGGUUUAUGUAUAUUAUCUGUUCGGAUUCUGGGCAGCCGUUGCGAGAAGAACUUGCAAAAUCACCACAAAAAAUUCUUGCAAAUGCUUUUCCCCAAUUUUUCCCACAAUCUGAUGGAUCUAAUGGUCAACCAUCUUCUUCUAUCAUUGAUGAAGGACAUAGUGGUCUGGCAUCUGAGAGUUUUACCGGUUCACAAGCUAACUUGGCUGCUUGUUCUGAUGCUUAUUUUCAUGGGCUCUACCUUAUCCGUACUUUGGUUAAACUUAUGCCUGAAUGGUUGCAUGGCAAUCAUACUGUUCUGGACACAUUAUUACUUGUUUGGAAGUCACCUGCAAGGAUUGCUCGCUUACAAAAUGAGCAAGAACUUAGCUUACUUCAAGUAAAGGAAAGCAAAUGGCUUGUCAAAUGCUUUCUUAAUUAUUUAAGGCAUGAUAAAUCAGAAGUGGGUGCUCUCUUUGAUAUGCUGUCAAUUUUCUUAUUCCAGAGCCGUAUUGACUAUACCUUUUUAAGAGAAUUUUAUGUUAUCGAGGUUGCAGAAGGAUAUGAUCCAAACUUAAAGAAGCAAAUUCUCUUGCAUUUUUUAAACAUAUUCCAGACAAAGCAAUUUGGCCAAGCUCAUUUGGUUAUUGCGAUGCAAAUACUGAUACUUCCAAUGCUCGCACAUUCUUUCCAAAAUGGCCAAAGUUGGGAAGUUGUUGACCCUAGCAUUAUAAAAACAAUUGUUGACAAGCUUCUUGACCCUCCUGAAGAGGUUAGUGCUGAGUAUGAUGAACCAUUGAGGAUUGAACUUCUACAGCUUGCCACAUUACUACUGAAGUAUUUACAAAAUGAUCUUGUACAUCACCGUAAAGAGCUUAUUAAAUUUGGUUGGAAUCAUCUCAAGCGCGAGGACAAUUCCAGCAAGCAGUGGGCAUUUGUUAAUGUUUGCCACUUUCUUGAGGCUUAUCAAGCCCCUGAGAAAAUUAUACUCCAAGUAUUUAUUGCUCUUUUGAGAACCUAUCAACCAGAAAACAAGUUGCUUGUUAGACAAGCUCUUGAUAUCUUAAUGCCUGCAUUACCUCGAAGAUUACCCCCUGGGGAUACUCGUAUACCAAUUUGGAUUCGUUAUACCAAGAAAAUUCUUGUUGAGGAAGGCCAUUCGAUUCCGAAUAUGAUUCACAUCUUUCAGCUUAUUGUAAGGCAUUCAGACCUCUUCUAUAGCUGCAGGGCCCAGUUUGUUCCACAAAUGGUGAACUCUCUUAGUAGAUUGGGACUUCCAUAUAACACAACUGCUGAAAAUAGGCGGCUUGCCAUCGAACUUGCUGGAUUAGUUGUUGCCUGGGAGCGUCAAAGGCAAAAUGAAAUGAAGGUGGUGCAAGAUACAGAUGGACACAGUCAGAUUGGUGAUGUUUUUAGUCAGAACUCAACUGGUGGAGAUUUGAAGCGUCCACCAGACUCUUCUGCAUUUCCUGAUGAAUUGAACAAGCGGGUAAAGGUCGAGCCUGGGCUGCAAUCUCUUUGUGUUAUGUCACCUGGUGGGGCAUCUAUCCCGAACAUUGAAACACCAGGUUCUGUUGGCCAACCAGAUGAGGAGUAUAAACCCAAUGCUGCAAUGGAGGAGAUGAUAAUCACAUUUCUUAUCAGGGUUGCGCUGGUAAUAGAGCCCAAGGAUAAGGAAACAAAUUCAAUGUACAAACAAGCUUUAGAGCUUCUUACACAAGCUUUGGAAGUCUGGCCAAAUGCCAAUGUCAAGUUCAAUUAUCUGGAGAAAUUGCUGAGCAAUAUCCAGCCAUCUCAAUCAAAAGAUCCUGCAACAGCGCUUGCGCAAGGUCUUGAUGUCAUGAACAAGGUCUUGGAGAAGCAGGCACAGUUGUUCAUUCGGAACAACAUAAAUCAUAUCUCGCAAAUUCUGGAGCCUUGUUUUAACAGCAAAAUGUUGGAUGCUGGAAAGUCCCUUUGCUCCUUACUAAAAAUGGUUUUUGUUGCUUUUCCUCGUGAAGCACCUAGCACACCUCAUGAUGUGAAAAUUUUGUAUCAGAGGGUUGAAGAUCUCAUACAAAAACAUCUUGCUGCUGUUACUGCAUCUCAGAUAUCUCUUGAACUUAGCUCCGCCAACUCAGUGAUAAGCUUUGCGCUCUUUGUUGUUAAAACCCUUACUGAGGUCCAUAAAAAUUUUAUUGACCCAUUCAUUGUUCCAUUGGUUCGGGUCCUUCAACGCUUACGGGAGAUGGCUUCCUCAAGCUCUCAAAUUCGGCAGGGGCAAAGAUCAGAUAUUGAAUCAUCUGUCAAUGCACGUGCUGUUCCUGACACUAGUUCCAUCAUAUCCAACAUGAAAUGCGUCUUAAAACUCAUCAGUGAAAAGGUCUUGCAGUCCUCUGAUUGUAAAAGACUAAUGGGCCAGAUACUGCACACUUUACUUUCUGAGAAGGGCACUGAUCCCAGUGUGCUUUUGUGCAUACUAGAUACAGUAAAAAGCUGGAUUGAGGAUGAUCUUAGGCACCCUGCAUCUGGCACUUCAAGUGCUGCUCUCAGUCCCAAAGAGAUAGUUGCCUAUCUCCAGAAGCUUUCACUUGUUGAUCGGAAGAAUUUUUCUCCAUCUACAUUAGAAGAAUGGGACUCGAAAUAUCUACUACUUCUUUAUGGAACCUGUGCAGACUCAAGCAGAUAUCCGUUGCCCGUUCGUCAAGAAGUAUUCCAGAAAGUGGAAAGGCUGUAUAUGCUUGGCCUGAGAGCAAAGGAUCCUGAAAUUAGGCGUCGUUUCUUCUCUCUUUACCAUGAGUCCCUUGGAAAAUCACUAUUUGCAAGGCUUCAAUACAUCAUCCAAAUCCAAGAUUGGGAAGCUGUUAGUGAUGUUUUCUGGCUGAAGCAGUGCCUUGAUCUUCUACUAGCUCUUUUGGUAGAGAAUGAACCUAUUGCACUGGCCCCUAAUUCUGCAAGAGUUUUUCCAAUUAAACCGAAAGAAAUUCCAGAAAAUUCUGGGGUUUUACAGCCGGUUGUUGAUGCUUCAGAAGGUUCAGAAGGUGUUCCACUCACAUUUGAUCAGCUUGUGACUAGACAUGCACAAUUUUUGACUGAGAUGAAUAAACUGCAGGUGUCUGAUCUGGUGCGUUCUUUGAGUGAACUAGCGUAUACAGAUGCUAAUGUUGCAUAUCAUAUGUGGGUGUUAGUCUUCCCAAUUGUGUGGGUCACUUUACAGAAAGAGGAACAGGUGGCACUGGCCAAGCCAAUGAUAGCCCUUCUAUCAAAAGAUUACCAUAAAAAGCAGCAGGGUAGCAGACCUAAUGUUGUUCAAGCAAUUCUGGAAGGACUUCACCUAAGUCAUCCGCAACCUCGGAUGCCAAGUGAACUCAUCAAGUAUAUUGGAAAGACAUAUAAUGCUUGGCAUAUUUCACUAGCUCUGUUAGAGAGUCAUGUUAUGUUGUUCAUGAAUGAAGCAAAAUGUUCUGAGUCAUUAGCUGAGCUUUAUCGACUGCUUAACGAGGAAGAUAUGAGGUGUGGAUUGUUGAAGAAAAGGUCAAUGACUGCAGAAACAAGAGCUGGGCUUUCAUUAGCCCAGCAUGGCUAUUGGCAGCGGGCCCAGAGCUUAUUUUAUCAGGCAAUGAUCAAGACAACCCAGGGAACCUACAGCAAUGCAGUACCCAAGGCUGAGAUGUAUCUUUGGGAAGAACAAUGGCUCCAUUGUGCUAGCCAAUUGAGUCAGUGGGAAAUUUUAGCUGAUUAUGGCAAAAGUGUAGAAAACUAUGAAAUUCUCCUCGACUGUCUUUGGAAGGUUCCUGAUUGGGCAUAUAUGAAGGAUAAUGUAAUUCCCAAGGCACAGGUAGAAGAAACACCAAAACUUCGUGUAGUGCAAGCCUAUUUUGCUCUUCAUGAUAGGAAUGCCAGUGGUGUUGGGGAUGCUGACAAUCUUGUUGUUAAAGGUGUUGAAUUGGCUUUAGAACAGUGGUGGCAAUUGCCUGAGAUGUCUGUACAAUCUCGAACACCCCUUCUACAGUUAUUUCAGCAACUUGUGGAGGUUCAAGAAUCAGCCAGAAUACUAACGGAUAUUGCUAACGGAAACAAGCAAACAUCUGGAAAUUCUGCUGCAGUUCAAAAUGCGUACGUAGAACUCAAGGAUAUUCUGGAGACAUGGAGACUUAGAACUCCUAAUGAAUGGGACAAUUUGUCUGUUUGGUAUGAUUUAAUACAGUGGAGGAAUGAAAUCUACACUGUUGUGAUAGAUGCUUUUAAGGACUUUGUUUCAACGAGCCCUCAACUUCAUCAUCUUGGCUACCGAGACAAAGCUUGGAAUGUUAAUAAGCUCGCACACAUAGCCCGCAAGCAAGGCCUACAUGAUGUUUGUGUAACUAUUCUAGAAAAAAUGUACGGCCAUUGCACCAUGGAGGUGCAGGAAGCAUUUGUGAAGAUAAGAGAACAGGCAAUGGCUUAUUUGGAAAUGAGAGGGGAGCUUACAACUGGUCUUAAUUUGAUCAACAGUACUAAUCUCGAAUAUUUUCCUGCUAAGCAUAAAGCAGAAAUCUUUAGGCUUAAAGGAGAAUUCUUGUUGAAGUUGCAUGACUGUGAGAAUGCCAAUCUAGCGUACUCUAAUGCAAUAAACCUUUUCAAACAUUUACCCAAGGGAUGGAUAAGUUGGGGAAACUAUUGUGAUGUGAUAUACAAAGAGACACGUGAUGAAUUAUGGUUGGAAUAUGCCGUGAGCUGCUUCUUUCAAGGAAUCAAAUAUGGGGUCUCAAACUCCAGGAGUCAUCUUGCUCGGAUUCUUUAUCUUCUUAGCUUUGAUACUCCUGAUAAACCAGUUGGUAGAACAUUUGAUAAAUAUUUGGACCAGAUACCACAUUGGGUUUGGCUUUCUUGGAUACCACAGCUACUGCUCUCAUUGCAAAGAAAUGAAGCUCCACACUGCAAACUUGUGCUGCUAAAAAUUGCUACUGUCUAUCCACAGGCUCUAUAUUAUUGGUUGCGCACAUUUUUAAUGGAGCGUCGUGAUGUUGCUAGUAAGUCUGAACUUGGAAGGAACAUAGCUUUAGCUCAGCAGCGCAUGCAACAGAACAUCUCUGGGGCUGCUCCUAGUACUCAUAAUAUGGUUGAUGGAAGUGCAAGGCCUUCCAAUCAUCAAGGGAUUUCUUCUGAAGGUCAAAUUCAUCAAGGUCCCCAGUCUGGUGGUGUUGGUGGAUCCCAUGAUGUGGGUAAUUCACACGCUAAUGAAUCUGAAAGGGCUACUACUGUAGAAGGCAAUGGCAAUAAUGGACAUGACCAGCCACCACAGAGCUCUUCAGCUAUGGCUGAAAAUGCUCAAAUUGGAUUGAGGCGUAGUGCUGCACUUAGUUGGGUAGCAUCUGCUGCUAGUGGAUUUGAUGCUGCUAAGGAUAUAAUGGAGGCUCUUCGGAGUAAGCAUCCCAAUUUGGCUAGUGAACUUGAGGUUUUCCUAUCUGAAAUAGGUUCAAGAUUUGUGACUUUGCCAGAAGAACGGCUUCUAGCAGUAGUUAAUGCACUUCUACACCGUUGCUACAAGUAUCCUACCGCAACUACUGCUGAAGUUCCUCAGUCUCUUAAGAAGGAGCUGUCAGGUGUUUGUAGAGCUUGCUUUUCAGCAGAUGCAGUCAACAAGCAUGUUGAUUUUGUGAGAGAAUAUAAGCAAGACUUUGAGCGUGAUCUAGAUCCAGAGAGUACAACUACAUUUCCAGCUACUCUUUCAGAUUUGACUGAACGGUUGAAGCACUGGAAGAAUGUUCUCCAGAGUAAUGUUGAAGACAGAUUCCCUGCCGUCUUAAAACUUGAGGAAGAAAGUAAAGUAUUGCGUGAUUUCCAUGCCGUCGAUGUGGAGAUUCCUGGACAAUACUUUACUGACCAGGAAGUAGCACCUGAUCAUACAGUUAAAUUAGAUAGGGUUGGAGCAGAUAUUCCAACCGUUCGAAGGCAUGGUACCACUUCCCGGCGUCUGACACUUAUAGGAUCUGAUGGUUCUCAACGGCAUUUCAAUGUUCAGACUUCAUUAACACCAAAUGCAAGAAGUGAUGAACGUGUACUACAGCUUUUCCGAGUGUUGAAUAAAAUGUUUGAUAAGCACAAAGAAUCUAGGCGGCGCCAUCUGACAAUCCAUACUCCUAUAAUAAUACCUGUUUGGUCACAGGUGCGAAUGGUAGAGGAUGAUCUGAUGUACAGCACAUUCCUUGAGGUCUAUGAGAUCAAUUGUGCACGACACAAUCGGGAGGCAGAUACGCCUAUUACCCAUUUUAAGGAGCAACUCAAUCAAGCAAUCUCUGGACAGGUCUCACCUGAAGCAGUAGUGGAGCUCCGUAUGCAAGCUUAUAACGACAUAAUAAAAACUGUUAAUGACAAUAUUUUCUCCCAAUACAUGUACAAAACCCUUCCAAGUGGUAAUCUUCUUUGGACAUUCAAGAAGCAAUUUGCCAUCCAGCUUGCGCUGUCCUGCUUUAUGUCAUACAUGCUACAAAUUGGGGGCAGAUCUCCAAAUAAAACUUUGUUUGCUAAGAAUACUGGCAAAGUUUUCCAAAUUGACUUUCAUCCAGCCUAUGAUGCAAAUGGGAUGAUUGAGUUCAAUGAACCUGUCCCCUUUAGGCUUACGAGGAAUAUGCAAGCAUUCUUUUCACAUUUUGGAGUCGAAGGGCUUAUUGUGUCCGCUAUGUGUGCUGCUGCACAGUCUGUGGUUUCUCCUAAGCAAACUCAUCAUAUAUGGUAUCAGUUGGCUAUGUUUUUCCGUGAUGAGCUGCUAUCUUGGUCAUGGCGAAGGCCACUUGGGAUGCCUUCAUCAACAGUAGCUGCCGGUGGAAUCGGCCAAAUGGACUUUGAACAGAAAGUGACGACCAACGUGGACCAUGUUAUUUGCCGAAUCAAAGGAAUUGCACCUCAGUCCUUCACUGAAGAGGAGGAAAGCACCACUGAUCCACCACAGUCGGUACAGAGAGGAGUUACUGAUCUAGUUGAAGCAGCAUUGUCACCGAGGAAUUUAUGCAUGAUGGAUCCAACAUGGCACCCUUGGUUCUGAAGGUCAGCCACCCUUGGUUUUGACAGUCUGUGUUGUGUCACCCCUGCAAUUGUGUACAAAAAUGUUUAGUCACUGUAAAUAAUUAAAUCCUCAGACUAGCUUAAUAACACUCUGUUUUCUUUAUCCUUUAUGUGACUUAGUUUCAGCUUCAUUUAA